UGACAUGGACGAUCGCCGUGCAUCAAGAAACAACAGCAGCAGUGAAGUGUCAAACACAUUGUUUCCAGCUCUUAAAAGUCUCGUACUAUCAAAGAUGCCAAAUCUGAGAGAAUGGAUGGAUGCACAAGCUGAGUCAAGAAGAGAGAGUAAUGAAGAUGUUAAAGUGUUUCCCAUUCUUGAGGAUUUGACAAUUAAGAAGUGCUACCGCCUGGUCAACGCUCCAAGCAAUUUUCCAAGUCUGAAGAGUUUGAAAAUUCAGAAGAUUGACAAGCUUCAGCCAGUGAAAAAGAUUUGCAGCAAUGCAACCAACCUCUCAGCUGUCUGGAUCAAAGGGAUGGCAGAUCUCACUCAUGUUCAAGACGUUUUGAAUGGCUUGAACCUUCAGUCACUGAUACUAGAAAAAUGCCCCGAAUUAGUUGACAUACAUGGCGGUGGAACUUCACUUAGAGCUUUGAGCAUCCUUGAAUGUGAGAAUAUAAGAAAAUUGCCAAAAGAUCUCCAUCAAUUACAGAAUUUGGAUUCUUUGGUCAUCGGGGGUUGCCAUAAUUUGGAGACAAUUCCAAUUUCUAGUGGACAAAAAGGCCUGACCUCCCUCAAAGAUUUGAGAAUCGGUUAUUGCAACGGGUUAACUAGUCUACCAGUUGAAAUGCUGGAGGCUCGUUCAUCUCUAUUGUCUCUGAUGGUGUGUAAGUGCCCCAACCUUGUCUCCUUUCCAAUUGAUUUGCGGCAAAUGCCGUCUCUUGUUUCAUUAGCAUUGUUCGGGUGUCCAAAGCUGACCACUAUUCCUAAAGGACUAGAUCAGGUUUCCAGCUUGAGUAUGUUGCAUGUUGGUCCCUUCUUAGAUUCCCACACGGAGAAUGAAUGGUUAUCAGCAUUGGCUUCCUCUUCUGUUCAGAGACUAUCAUUGGUUGGUCAGCCUCAAUCAGACUCUCUGCCCGUACAACUUCAAUACCUUACUAGCCUGACAGCACUAGGUCUACAUGGUUUUGGAGUGGAAGUUUUACCAGACUGGUUGGCGAAUCUUGCAUCCCUUGAGGAACUACGGCUAGAUGGUUGUGAAAAGCUUCAGCAUUUACCUUCCACUGCUGCCAUGAGGCGCCUCACCAAAUUAAAAUUCCUGGGAAGUUUUGGUUGUUCUCUCCUAGAGAAAAAUUUCACUCCUGGCGCUACAUCCGAGUGGCCCAAGAUUUUUAAUAUUUCCCACAUUCAAUUUGAGGACAAACCUAUUGGGGCUUACUGAAAUUUCAUUCUGUCUGACAAAUUUCAACUGUAAGCAUUGCCAUGACUACUUGGAAAAUGUCAUGUCAACUAUUCCAAAGGGGUUGCAGUAAACCACUGCUCCCAUUUAUGGUUAAAAGGAAUACAUCUUCAGCAGCCACAAUUGCUUCUAUUUCAUUGUCUUUCGAAUAGGACUAUAUUUCAUUUGUACGAACCAAGCAGAGCAAAACAGCAAGCUCUGGUUAAUUGAGUGAGCACUGCAAAGUGACAUACAAGUGUGAAGACUCGUACUUUGUCUAGUCAGUGUAU
Messenger RNA from Coffea eugenioides, 1527 nucleotides. RefSeq names its product probable disease resistance protein RPP1. The record is from RefSeq and is a predicted model, not a curated record. Bases 5 to 1240 code for a protein of 411 amino acids. The transcript is spliced from 2 exons. Lineage: Eukaryota; Viridiplantae; Streptophyta; Magnoliopsida; Gentianales; Rubiaceae.